CUUCCUUUUAAAAAGCCCACUACCAAUGAUCGUUGCAAACCCUCUCUCGUGUCUAUCAUUCUCUCUCUCUCUCUCUCUCUCUCUCACUCACUCUCUCUCUUAUUAUUCUCUCGUACUCGCCCUUUUCCUUCCUCUUUAACAAAAGCCUUUAUUUAUAGACUUUGGCAAGUUUAUCUUCCUAUUCUAUACGUGGAUGUUUAUUAAAAAAGAAGUCGUUAGUAAUUGUUUCUCUUGCAUAGAAAGUGUAAAAAAAAUAAAACUAGUGGUGUGAAAAAAUAAAGAGAAAGAAAAGAAAAAGUGAGGAAAUAAGAAUAGGAGUAAACGCUUUGAAAAGAAAAUCUAUCGCAUUUUUGUCUGCCAUUCGUGUGACGGUAGUGUGAAAAUGUCAGACUACUGGUGAUUCAUUCCUUCAUUAACUCGUCUUUCAUUCGUUUCUCCGAGACGUUCUGUUUGACGAGUAGGUGAGUGUUUUCGCGCUUUUUUUUUAAUCCUACAUUAUGGUUUCUACUUAUCGAAAUAGUUAUUUACCUGAAUAUAUCGCUAAUUAGUAUUCAUUUUCAAUAGGAAUAUUUAUUUUUGUAUAUUAAGGAUAUAUCGUGUUUUGAAGGUUAAGUAACAUUCGAAAUUGUACGUUGAUUCGUCACCGAUGGAAGCCCUUUAAUUUUAAAUACCCCAGAUGAUGGAGGAAGUAUUGAAUCGUGGCAGUACGCCAUCCAAAGAAACUUGUUUUCCAGAUAAUAAUUCAACAGAUAUCAAUUCUACGCCUACAUCUAAUUCGGAUGAAAGAAUAUCAGAUGGCAAUGUACGACAGUCACUGAAUGCCAGAACUCCAUCUACUAAAAAGGCUAAAAGAGUGAGAUUUUUUAGAAAUGGUGACAAGUUUUAUACCGGUGUUGUUAUGGCAGUAACGCAUGAAAGAUAUCGUAGCUUUGAUAGUUUAGCUUCUGACUUAACAAGAGCCUUAGUAUCAAGUGUGACAUUACCUAAUGGAGUUCGAGCUAUUUAUACCAUGGAUGGAAGAAAGAUACAAAAUAUUUCCGAAUUAGAAGAUGGUAAAUGCUAUGUAGUUUCUGGACAAGGAGAAAUCUUUAAAAAGGUCGAAUAUUCAUCGUCAAAAGUAAAAAGAGGAAGCUCUCUUUCCGGCUUACCUCAAACUGCAGCUGCUACUGGUAGACAAAUAAGCGCUAUUCCUUUGUGCGUAAAAGCAAGAAUAGUAACAUUGAUAAGACAUGGUACUAAACCAAGAAAGGUAGUACGUCUUUUAUUAAAUAAGAGAAAUGCACCAAGUUUGGAACACGUAAUGGAAGCUAUUACGGAAGUGGUAAAGCUUGAUUCUGGAGCUGUAAGAAAAGUAUAUACUUCAUCUGGUCAGCAAGUUACUUCUUUGGAACAAUUUUUUGAAAAUGACGAUAUCUUUUUGGCAUAUGGAACGGAAAAAUCAAAUCAAGAAGAUUUUGAAUUAGAUUUUGAAGAAUCCAAAUGCGUCCAAAGUUUUCGUAGAUGUCCAUGGAUUUCAAAUAGGCAAAAUGGUCCAAUGCCAAGAAUGCCACGAAAAUCUGGGAAAAAGGUUCUUACUACUCCUCAAGUCAGAACACCAAGUCCAUCUUCAUUAAUUUUACCUCAACCACUACGUUUACAUUAUGCCGUGGGACAUGUAAUCGGAGAUGGAAAUUUUGCUAUAGUAAGACAUUGCAUUCAUAAAGCUACAGGGGCAGAGUAUGCUAUGAAAAUAGUCGAUAAGUAUAAGUGUCAAGGAAAAGAAACAAUGUUAGCGAGUGAAGUUGCAAUUUUGCGUCAGGUAUGUCAUCCAAACAUAAUUAGUUUGGUUGCAGAACAAGAAACAAUGGAUCAGUUGUUUUUGGUCAUGGAACUUGUCAAGGGUGGUGAUUUAUUUGAUGCAAUAGCCGCUGCAACCAAAUUUUCAGAAGCCGAAGCCAGUGUAAUGAUAGGACAUUUAACAUCUGCUUUAGCAUAUUUACACUCUCAUCAUAUUGUACAUCGUGAUGUUAAGCCUGAAAAUCUUUUAGUUGAAAUGGAGGGUAGUCAUGUACGGUGUUUAAAAUUAGGAGAUUUUGGACUCGCACAAAUAGUGAGAGAAAAUCUUUAUACUGUUUGCGGAACGCCGACAUAUGUAGCACCUGAGAUACUUGCCGAAACUGGAUAUGGAUUAAAAAUUGAUGUCUGGGCAGCUGGAGUAAUUUUAUACAUUUUAUUAUGUGGUUUUCCACCAUUUGUUUCGCCAGAAAAUGAACAGGAAGAAUUAUUUGAACGUAUUUUAAGUGGUCAAUAUGAGUUCACCUCACCUUACUGGGAUACAAUCUCGAAUUCUGCUAAACAAUUGAUCACAAAUAUGCUUCAAGCGCAACCAGAACUAAGGUUCAGUGCAGAAGAUGUACUUGAUCAUCCAUGGUUAGCGCAGAGCUUUCUAGGAGGCAAGCAGACCUCAACAACAUCUACCGACUCGACGGAGCAAUACGGGGAUCAGCAGUGUAAGCCGAUAAGGCUAGCCACAUUUGAGUUUGAUUAUAAGAAGCAACGAAAGCACAAUGAUUCUCAAGAAAAAGCGAAUAAUAUUGAUAAUAGUGAAAGACCUAAUCAAAAUAAUAUACCAUCAUCCUUAGAUGAUAAUUUCAUUAUUUAUAUGAAUCGUUAUCAACUAAGAGCUUUGGAUAGUAAAGAUGAUGAAAUAGAUUUGAUCGGCGUUGAUGGCGUUGAUGGCGUUGAUGGCGAAAAUGGACCUAUGUCUCUUAGUGCUGAUUGUUUGCAAGAUAUUCAUACUCUUGAUCAAUCUUUGCACAAUCUUAUAAAUACUCUUAACAAAAAUGAACAUCUUGAAGAUCCUUUAAGAUUAUCACAUAGUACAACUUCUUCAAUGAGCAGUAUUCCUAAGAAUAUUAAUUUAUCUUUACACAAAGAUAAUUCCACAUCAUUGAUAUGCGAUUAUCAUAAUAGUUCUUCCUUUCGCAUUAAUACACCUCCUAAUAAAAGUGUUUCCUUAGCGAGGAUAACUACUUUAAAUAAGAGAAAUGGAAAUUCUUUAAGCGAUAUCAAUUUUAAAGAAGAUACACAAGGCGUUCAAAUUUUUCAGAUAAAUAAGAAAACAGAUAGUAAACGACAAAAUAAAAAAUAUACACGAUUUUGUAAAAACUCUAAUCUAUCAUCUAAUACCAAGUUAAUGUAUAAAAGUGAUGAUCUCAAGAAUUGUAAUGCAGUGUCGUCUUCGACUGACAGUUUUACUGGUAGUUCCAGUAAUGAUAUAGAAACAUCUGACAGUUUUGUUAAUAUUCAAUUCGCUCAAUCAGCAUAUAAUCGAAAAUCAAGUUCAAUUCAAAGUAUGGAGUCUACUGAUAGCUUCGAAAAUAUAAGAAUUUCUCUUAAUCAAGAUGAUGUCAAAUGCAGCAAUAAUAAGAACGAUCCAAAUCAAAACAAUUGUAAAAAAGUUGAAAACAUUAACGAUGAAAUAUUGAAAAAAAAGAUUAAUCUAAGAAAUAAUACGUCUAAACUACCUACUAAAGCGCGAAAUUUUCAUGCUGAUGACAAGAAUAAUUCUGUCAAUAAUAUGACGAAAGGACAAGAUGCAGUAAGACAUUUAAAAAAUGGUUUAUCAUAUUACGGCGAUGAUAAUCCAUCGAGGAUAAAAACCUGUACCAAAAGUUCGGUGAAAAUGAAAAGAUUUAGUUAUAUUCCUCAAUACUCUACAAAGAAAUCCAUUGAGUGCGUUGAUAUUAGCAAUUCAUCUAAUUAUACAGGUAGAAAGGAUGGACGAAAAUUUCGUUCUACCGAUGAAUUAAGAAAUGAAAAACAAAAACAAGUUAAACCAAAACGAUUUAGUCUUUAUUAUACGCCGCAACCUUCGAGGAAAACAUACGAGACAGAAUCGAAAGAAAUUAAGAAUAUUUAUAAAACUUCUAGCAUAGAUAAUAACGAACGUCACAGUAAUGUUAAAUUAGUUGAUGGUAACAAGAAAAAAGAUGAUACACCGAAAUACGACGAACAGAAAAAUAUAAGAAAUCGAAGAUCUGUUAUAGAUGCAUCGACAGUUGCUAGCAGAGGUAAAAUAAAUAAAUAAAAUAUAGUUGAUAUUAUAUUAUAUCAUUAAUAAUAACAUUAAAUGUUAUGGGACAACAAGUCAGACAAAAUCUGUGGGAAAUGUAUAGAUUGAAAAAUGUAUUAUUAAGAUGGGUUCGGUGCCCAAAAAAAGUCCAAAGGCGUAAUGACUAAGUAAACAUAGUACUAUUAACGGUGAAACGGUGAAACGGUAUUAAAAAGUGACAUUAUUUGUUUUCAGCUUUGAAAUAAAUAACUGUGAUUAGAACAGAUGAGACACAAAUAAUACAAACGAGACAUGCCAAAUGCAUUUAAAUAGAAUAUUUUCUAUUUGUGAUAGGUGUAUGUAGUUUGAGUAAUAUAUAAGCAACAUGGUAGAGAUUUAAGCUUUCCAAGAAAUAUAAGUGCGUAGGUAAUUGAAGUUAUAUUAGUGCAUAAUUAGAUAACGUAAUUUUGACUGAAAUCAACUGUUUUUAUCCUACGACGUUAGUAAGAAAAGAGUCAAAAAUUAUGAAGCAUGUUUCCCUUCUAGAAUAUAUUUAUAUAAAUGAUUAUUAGAGUAACAGAAUUUGUCUCUAUAUGGAAUCGCCAACCAAUAUAACAUACUACGUUAACUUUUCAAGCCAAAAUAGAAAAUGUAUUAUAGACAAGAUUUAAAAUAUCCAACAAUACUAAAUAUAUGAGUAUACACAUUAAUAAACUGUCUGUUUCCAAUUA
Polistes dominula (European paper wasp) is the source of this 4764-nucleotide messenger RNA. RefSeq lists its product as uncharacterized. NCBI's taxonomy places the organism in Eukaryota, Metazoa, Arthropoda, Insecta, Hymenoptera, Vespidae. The record is from RefSeq and is a predicted model, not a curated record. Gene Ontology annotation, molecular function: ATP binding; protein kinase activity. Gene Ontology annotation, biological process: intracellular signal transduction; protein phosphorylation.